ACAAUUCCUUAAUGUCAUCUGUGUCCUUCAUUAACAACCUUUCCCCAGAAAAAGUGCUAAAUAAUCCUUCCACUGAUGAGGACUCAGGCUCUGAACACUUAUCUGUCAAAAAACAAGUGACUGCGUGGUGUUCUUCGUCUGAUGGUGAAUUUGAACACAAGCCUUCAAUAGCACUUAAGGCAAAAAGGACCCUUAGAAGAAGGAGAAAACUAGAAAAGGAAACAAAGCAACUGGUUAAACAAGAGGAGCUGAAAAGACUUCAUAAAGCCCAGGCUAUACAGCGCCAACUGGAAGAAGUGGAGGAAAGACAGAGGGCCCUAGAGAUAAAUGGUGUUAAACUGGAGAGGGAACUGCGAGGAGAAUCAGAUUCAGGCACACAGGAUGAAACUCAACUGUUACAUGAAUGGUUUGAGCUGGUCCUGGAGAAGAAUAAAUUAGUGCGUUAUGAGUCUGAGCUCUUGAUCAUAGCCCAAGAACUAGAACUGGAGGACCACCAAAGAAGAUUGGAGCAGAAACUGAGAGAGAAAAUGGCCAUUGAUGAUAGCCUAAAAGAUGAACGAGAAUUGAACGAGGAACAUGAAAUUUUUACUGAGAUGAUGAAAGUGAUUGAAGAAAGGGACAAACUUGUGUCUUCCUUAGAAGAGCAGAGACUGAAGGAAAAGGCAGAAGAUCAGCACUUUGAAAGCUUUAUAUUAUCUAAGGGUUAUCAACUCACCAGGACUUAGCCACAUGCAAAUAUCUGGAACUUCAGCUACAUUAACCAACAUGGAGACAGUCUUUUGGCAAAGAUCUGGCUGAAAUUGAAGGAAUCAUAUCAUUUUAGUAUUAAACACUUUUAAACAGGCUCUUUGUUUGCACAACAGUGUCUCUAGUUCCACAUAGAUGAUUACAGGAAGAAACAUCGCAAUCUCAUUGUCAGCAAAAAGGGCUAGUCAUCCUGUGAGAUGUAAAAGAACUGAAUUCACCUGUGUGAUGGACAGUGUGUGAAAAUUACACAGGAGCCAUCCACUGUUUUCCUUUUCCCUGUAAUUUUAUUUUAAUUCUGAGCACAGAGUUUCUAGAGACGUAACUACAUGAUCUGGUACUUUUGAAACAGCAAAAUUUUCCAUUCGUUUGUCUGAAUCUGUGUGUAUUUUUGUUUCUAUUUUGGCAUGGCUGAGCCACAAUGAACUGUAUUCAAGUGUCAAAAAUAAGCAUCACCAAUGUAAAAAUCAGGUUAGUGUUUAAAAUGUAUUUCUAAAGGUGGACGGGAAGAGUCUUUAGAAUACUGACUACACAUGUUGUAAAUAACAAGUGUAAAUGCAAAGUCAGGCAAAUUUAAUUAUCAGGUGUAUUUGCAAGCUUGAGUGCACUGUAUGUAUUAAAUGAGGACUUAAUACAAUAUUAAAACCUUACAUUAUGUAAAACUGUAACUUAAUACCAAAGGGAUUACUAUUCUUAACAAAAUGUUGUAGAGUCAGAAGACCUUUUGUCUAUAGCUGACCAAAGUAAUCACUGAAAUAUGCUUGAAGAACAUUUUAAAAAAUUGAUUAACAUGUAUAUGGUAGGUUUUUCAAUAUGCAUUCUUCACAAAAGCAUGUAUUAUAUCUCAAAGUUAUCACUAGUUAGAGACUUGGCACAGAAUAACAACAAAAACUGUGGCAAAAUUAUUUUCUGCAUUUUUAUGCUGAUAUUUGAUUGCUGCUAAGAUGAAUGCAUAAAUAAGACUGUCAAAGCUAUAUCUGUUGAAUGCAUUUUUUACUUUAAAAAACAUAGAAAAGUGCUUUCUAGCUUUUCUUGCACACGCACAGACAUAAUAGAUUUUGUGCAAAAGACUUCUUUAGGCUAUGUUUUCAAUUUACUGUGCGCAGUCUUCUAAAUCUGAGAUGAUUUUGUAAUUUACAGUUGAUUGUUUCUCCCAGUUGUAUGUAUGAUAGUCUGAAAAUUCAGUAUAAGAGACAUGGAGAAACUGGAGGACUGUUUUUGAAUAUUGUUUUACCUCAUUUUCUGACUGGAAGGGUUUACUGUUCUCAUUACUAAAUGAAAGGUGCUUAAAUGCUGUUUCUGCCUACAGUUCAGCAGAGGCAAAGGAAACUCUUCUAAAUGUAAUUGUAAAAGCUUUAGGCUAAUAAAAGCCCACUACACACUGGAUUUUGUUAAAAUAAUUUAUAAUCUACCUUAGUUUUUGUUACACUGAAUUUUCUUAUAAUACAUAUUUUUAAAGAUAAAAUCCAGAUUUUAUCAUCCAUGGAUUAUCAAUAUAUUGUACCUCUGUAGGGGGUGAGAUAAG
This is a messenger RNA of Gopherus flavomarginatus (Mexican gopher tortoise), 2269 nucleotides long. Its product is annotated as F-actin-monooxygenase MICAL2-like. Lineage: Eukaryota; Metazoa; Chordata; Testudines; Testudinidae. The transcript has 7 exons. The record is from RefSeq and is a predicted model, not a curated record. Bases 12 to 725 code for a protein of 237 amino acids.